AUGAGCCCCAACCUUGUCCAGGGGGAACCAAAUCAACUGCCACAGGCCUUUCCGAGGAGGUGCAUAGAUUGUGGCUCGGGGCAAGCUUGUGAUGGGGCGCGUGCUUUGGGCCCGUGUGCGGAGGGAUAUUUGUGCCUCGCGGGCGUUGGGCCUGGAAAAUCUCCUGAUCUGUGGCAAAAUAUGUAUUCACCAGCAGCUGUGCAAGUUGGUGGCCCAUGCCCCAUAGGGCACUUUUGCCCAGAGGGAGCAACUGUCCCGACUGCUUGCCAAAGGGGCACUUCCACCGUAAAGGAAGGAGGCAAAACCGCACAAGAUUGUUUGCCUUGCAAGGCUGGGUGGUACUGCAGCUUGAAUUCAUCAGCACUUAUGGUGCUGCAAGCAGAGCUGAAUCUCGAGACAGCUGUCAAGAUUGCCCUCAAGGCAAGUGUUUCAUCUGCACAGCAGCGGAUGACCGGAGGGUCUGAUUUGUGUCGCGUGUGCUUUAUGCUUGAACCAGUGGAUACUUCUGUGAAGGGGCCGCCUCUCAACCUUCACCAUGCCCUGCCGGACGAGUCUGUGAAGAGGGUUCACCAGAACAACUACUAUGCCCUGCUGGAAGCUAUUGUCCGGCUGCCUCAAAAGUUCCUCUGUCUUGUCCCAAGGGGUAUUACUGUCCUGAGGGAUCUCCUUAUCCCAAGCCAUGUCCCGAAGAGGGGAACCCAUGCGCCCACUCCUGGGGCUUCUGCGUGCGACCCGUGUCCUGCUGGAUAUCUCUGCUAUGGAGGAACUGCCACAAGUGCACCCCAACUUCCAGAUAUCGAUUUGGGGGAACCUUGUCCCGCUGGUCACUACUGCCCAGCGGGCAGUUCUGCUCCACGGCCUUGUCCUCCCGGGACGUACAACGAUGAGGAGGCUGGAGCCAACUUACUUGAAGCCUGCAAGCCAUGUGAACCUGAUACGUUUUCAAACGUUUCUGGUCAAACUGGGUGUUUUGCAUGUGGCUCAACAUCUACAGCUGAGGCAGGGCAGAACACUUGUUCUUGUAUAGGCGCCCAUCGGUGGUUUCAGCCUAGCCAAGGGUCCUGCAUUUGCGAAGGCGGAUAUGAAAGCUACGACACUUCAGGAGCCUCUCUAUCCAACCUGGAUUCUCCUCUAGACUGUCAGCCCAUAGUGAGGGAAAACUGCCAAGGAUCUCAGCUGGCGCGUCUCGUUUUUCCAUCUACGAAAUUGCGUGACAAGGACGGUUCCUGUAUUGACCCGUCGGCUUGCGAGACCGAGUGCUCUGGCGGAAAAGGAGGCUUUCUAUCCUUGUCAGGACAGUGUAUGUGCCUGCCGAUCAGAGCUUCCAGCACAAUUUGCGAUCACCAAUGCAGGCAGGAAGCUGUCCGCGCACACUAUCGGGAUGGGACUUUGGAAUUCAGUACUGAGGCAGAUGGCUCCGUUGGACACCUGUCGUUUGCUGAUUUCUCGGCUAAUGGAAGAGUUCUGGGGAAAGUCAACUGCACUGCAGGAGUCAACACCGACUGUGCCGUUUAUUUUUACAACGCCACAAAGGAAGGAAUUUUGGGGCUCUUCGGUGUUCCCCAAAGCUUGCAAGAGGAGACUAAAGGCCGUGCGGUUGCAGAGGCCAGAAACGUUCGGGGGAAAGGUUUUAGGCGCCUUUCUGAGGGAACGCCUAAUCAGGCAGUCAAAUUUCCUGUACAGUGCCUACAACUCCAUGACACUGUUGCUUGGUGGGUGGGCGAUCAAGUGUAUCCCGUACUCCUGAAGGAUUCGCUUCUCAACACGAAUACCGCCAUUGACAUUUCCACGUUCCUACAGCUGGCCUCCGCUGUUGGAUCGAAGAAUGAUGCUAAGAACCUUAAAGCUAGGAAGGGAGUCACAUCCAACUUGGAAUACUUCGUCUAUACAUUCAGCGUCGAAGGAGUCUUUGCAUUCGGAACGAAUGAAGACAACAGUCCCCAGGCGAUUUUCUCUGUCGUCGGAGACGGAGUACAGUGCCCACCUGGAACCAGUCAGCUUGGCAUACUGUCUGAGCAUAUGAACUUCUCCAGAUAUCCUGAGGCAACAAGUGAUUCGUCUCUUGCACAUCUUGGAGUGCGGCUCCAGCAAAAUCUGAAUGUGGAACCGGACUUGACAAUAUUUUUACUGACGUUUGCUUGUUUACUCGUUGUUUUAGUUGUACUGUUGAUGUGUAUAUCGGAUGCCCGAAAACGGCAGUAUAAGAAGCGCCAGGCAUUAGAUCAUAAGGAUAUCAGCGAACGCAAAGAUCUUAUUCUGGGAAGCCGACAAGCGGCUUUGACAAUGAAAAGGAGGCUAGAAUCACUGCUGGCGGACCUGAUCGAACAGAGACUCUGCAAGCAGGAAAACAGCCAAGUACUUGCACUGCAGCCUGAGCAACUCGAAAGCAUGCUAUGUGGCAUACCCCAAGGCACUCCUCAGCCACAAGCAUUUGAAAAUGCGUUUGGAGCGCUUCAUGAGCUCUCAAUUAAGUUCAAGUCCUUUUCUUCCAUGUCCAGCCACCAAUUUCAUAGGGCAACGAAAGAUAUCGCACUGGAAAUUGGCGAGCUUCAAAAGGAUAUCCUUACGACUCUGAUGCCGAUUAAACAACGGUUGCAGCACCGUGAUCGGUUGAGAGGGCAGAUGGGUCCAAUUAUGGAGAAUAUUAAUCGUCUGCUAGGAGAAUUAAGAUCAGCGGAUCUAUUUAUGACCGUUGCGAUGUCUUCAACCGACGCUGAAGACGUUGACGAAGGCGAGCAUGUGCUGAUUGUGAAGAGGCUGCUUAUUCCUGCCAACGUUGGGGACCCUGCAACACUGCAUCUUCGGCUGCUUCGCGCAACAAUUUGUGGGGAGCGUUUCACUACCCAGAAAGCUGAUCGCUUCCAAGUGUUAACCGCUACUGCAAGGAUGUUAACUGCGUCGCUUUCGAGCAAUAAGUCUCAGCUACAAGAAGGUGAAAGAUGCGUGGAAGCGCUUUCACAAGAGAAGGAUCAGUUGUUGCAGGAGGCUCAAAGCCUACUAACCGACGGAUGCAAGCUGCUAGCGUCGGGAACAGAUGCUACAGAAAGCAUGAAAGAGAGAUUUGUGGAGUACAGAAGGAGGGACGAUGGUAUUUUGGACGUGUGCCGCAAACAGCACGCAGCAGCAAUUGACGCAGAGGUUUCUUCAGCAACACAAAGCCUUAUAGACCAGGAAGAUGCACUUCUACAGCUACACCUGAGUCGGCUCUUGAGUUUGGCUUCUGCUGCUCAAGGGGUACCUACAGAAAGUCGUAAUCAAAAAGCCUCCAAAUCCCUUCAAUUCUACACCAACGAGUGCAGAGCACACUUUAAGCAGGCUCUCAAAACGACAACAGAGGACCUACAGAAACGCCUUGUGGAGGUGCACACAGGAGAGGCUCUCGCACGUGACCACGCCUCCGCAGAGGCCCAACAGCAGCAACGCGAAUCCCUACUUGGAGUUCUUCUUGAUCAGAAGGCUCGGGGAGACGAGGAAUAUUUGGCAGGUGUCCACCGUCUCGAGCGGCAACUCCUACUUCUCUGCACCCAGCUUGCAAUACAGAACAAAAAGGCAGUUGAAGAGGAUGCCUUUCAGUCCACCAUGAGAACAGAAGCACAAAAUCUUCGGCGCCAAGCCAAGGCAGGGUGUUUAGAAGAGUCAGAAUAUAGGAGGCAAAAAGCAUCGCUGGCUUCUUCACUUGAGCUGAACAUCCAGAGAAUCACUAGAGAGCAAUUCGCUAACAAGGUUGAACGCAUUGAGCAGUUCGAGCGCGAGGCUACGAGGGCUUACGAGAGUCUGAUGGAGGCAACCCGCAAGCGCCAACGACUUGAAGAGGAGUUGAGGAGUGCUGAAUCAGACGCCUUUGGGAGUUUGAUGCGCCGGCGGCUCAAGCACGUAUGGAAAAGUGCUGCAGAGGAGAGGAAACUCCUACGAAAUUCCAUCAUUACAUCGUGGUCGCGGGCUACUGCGAACCAGGAGAGGCUUUUUGAAUUUGAAGUCAACCUCCAGGAAACCCUUGCGGCUGCACAGCUAGACAACGAAAAUGGGGAGGAAAACGCUUUGCGCCUCCAACGUGAACUGAAAGACAGGAAACAACAAACUGAAUCUUCAGUGGAAAUGAUGAUAGACAAGUGCCGAGAACUUCAAGGCCAGCUGCUACAGGAGAAUUUGGCGCGAAUGAAUGAGCUGCGGCACGAACAGGAUGAUGAAAUUAAAGCAGCGAUCGACGAAGCUAAGGCUUCGCUGUCGGAGCCCCGGGAACUCUGGCUUCGUGCUCUAGUGUGCGAAGCUGAUGUUGAUGCAGAAACCCAGGGCAACCUUCAGGCCGUUGUGGAGCAACAUGCACUAAAUGUGGCAGUGAGCUGCUUAGAGGCCGCAGGGCAAAGAUAUUAUCAUGAAGCUGCUGCGGAAGAAAAAGAAACUGCAGAAUUAGAAUCGCUUGCCUUGGUUGAGGAGCAAUUUCAGGCGGAACAGCUCCAGCAAAGAGUUCAGGAACGAACAGGCCUUUUGAAGGCUGUAUAUGACGAAGAAUUCCACCGGGGCUCUGAUGCGCUUUUGGCCACAUUCCAACAGCACCGAGAGGCUUGCAAGCGGUCCCGAGAUAACAUAAUGGAGGCUCAGCGCCAGCUAAUACAAAACCGCCUGACAACUGACUAUUGGUUGCGGGAGACUCAAGACUUGCUUUGGCGUGGAACAACAAGCGCCUCUGCCGAUGAAGGGGCGCAGCAUAGAGGGGAGUUCGCAUUCUCUUGUUUUUGCAGUGAUUGGGAGGAGGAUCUCCUCACUUGGCAGUCUGGACAAAUUAACGAACGGCUUGACGCCAAUGGAAUACAGGACAACCGGCUCAAGCAACCUCGUGGACCUGAUUGGGCUGCUUCCUGUGCCUCAUCGGUCCCAAAGACAGAUGACGGCUUACAGGGCAGCGAUAUUAGCCAAAACUCUCCGUCUGGGCAGGCAUCCGGGGAGACCCCGCAAGUAACGUUGAAUAGAGAAUUUUGGGCAAGGAGCAAGGGUUUUCUCGAUAGCAUAUCUAGCGCACAGAAGGAAAUAAGCCUUGCCGAAUCUGAAUGGCUGCAAAAAUGUAGGGGAAUUCAAGGCGGGAGGACAGCUUCAGCUGCAGAUGACACGAAAAUUACAAGAGCACAAAACACACGCCUGGAGCAGAUGAAGGAGACGUUUCGAAGCAAGGCUGCCGAACUCCGUAAGGAUUAUGAAGAGGAAAUACAGAACUUGCUGAAAGAAGAUAAGGAGGCAGAGGCGCAAAUCGAACGCUCUAGGCAGGCGGAGGCCGCAAAUCUUGAAAUGUCAUUCAGAGUUAGGGAGGCUAGUCAAGAUAGCCCUGAAGAACGAGAGGAGUUAAAACUCCAGCGAGAAAAAGCCCUGGCUGAAAUGCUCAACGACAUGCAGGUCCAGCGAGAUACUCAAAAGGCAAAUAUCCAGCGGCGACUCGAAAAGGCGAGGAAAGCGCUUGAGGAGAAACAGGAGCAGCUUUGUCAGCAAUUUGAAGCAUGCAGGGAAGAGGCACGAAGGGAAUUCUUGGAGUUGAGCAACAGCAUGGUGGAAAAGGAACGAAAUGAUAAGAAGGCCCAGCUGUUGGCAGCAGCUCGAAUGAACCCAAGCGCCGAGAACAUUUACGCACUUCACAACCAGCUGAAGGAGGAGUACCGAGAGGACUUUAAAGCUCUAGUACUUAAGCAGAUGCAAGAAAAGGCGAAAUAUAGGCACAACGCUGCGGUGGAGCGCAGAGCUGAAGAGGCCAAGCACGUGGACACAACUGCUGAAAGCAAUGUGGCGAUCCCUGCGUGGGAAGGAGUACCUGAGCGUGCAAAGCUGAAAAGGGAGCCAACUGAGAAAACUGAGCUGCAUCAGGCAAAGGUUCGGGAAAUCCAAGAAGCGGCGCAAGAAGCCGCGCUACAGGACGAAGCCUUGGGCUUACAAGAGGAACAUCUUGCGCGCGUCAUUGAAACACUGAGGGAAUUUGCUGGAGCUAAAGAUUCACCCGCGAAUACUUUGCUUGAGCAGGCUAGACAGGAGAAGUCGCGACUGACGCAAGAGCGUGACGACCUCCGCCGAUUUGUCUCAGCUAGGCUUCAAGAAGUGGAGAAGCUGGUUCUUGAGAGAAAACAGGCCGAAGAAAAGAGGAAACUGCAGGAGUCUCACGCAGUUGCUCAGCAACUAAAGAUGGCAGCAAAAGCUCAGGAAGCAGCAGCAAGGAAACAGGCACAGGAAAAACAGUUACAGAGGCAGCAACAGAGGCACAUAGAGGAGGCCCGCAAGUUGCAACAGUUUAUCGAAGCGAUGGGCUCUGAAGGCAAAACUCUAGAUGACCUCAGGCAGGCGUCAGAGCGUCGCAUGGAAAAACUGCGUCGCGCAGUGGAGAGAGAGCGACAGAGGCAAAGAGAAGUGCUUGCAUCCAAGCGCAACGCCCGGGCAGCAAGGCAGGCAAAAAUGUCUCGUCAGAGACCAGCAGUUGAAGCAGAAGGAGACCACGCUGAGAUGAAAGAUGCGCAGGGAUUACUGCAAUCUAUCGCAACAAAGUGCACAGCUACAAUUGGCGAAUCUGCAGACUCUGACGCAGGGGAGAACGAUUUCAGGAAAUUUGUGUGGAAAAUGGAUGUCAAGGCUUUUGCAGAAGAAAGACUGCAGAAGUUAGGGGAAGCUUUAGUGCUAUUUCUUGAGAGGGUUGAGUCCGCAACGAAUUCUGGAAAACAGGAGGAAGGGGGCGUUGUCAUUUCGGGAGAACUCAGGCAGACUGUUUUACAGGUUACAAAGGUCCUACAGGCCAUUAAUGUGGCUCACUCUGCAUCUGCAAAUUGA
Eimeria maxima is the source of this 6795-nucleotide messenger RNA. RefSeq lists its product as hypothetical. The transcript is spliced from 23 exons. NCBI's taxonomy places the organism in Eukaryota, Apicomplexa, Conoidasida, Eucoccidiorida, Eimeriidae. The record is from RefSeq and is a predicted model, not a curated record. The coding region runs from base 1 to 6795 and encodes 2264 amino acids.